Trichobilharzia regenti is the source of this 4121-nucleotide messenger RNA. Lineage: Eukaryota; Metazoa; Platyhelminthes; Trematoda; Strigeidida; Schistosomatidae. The record is from the annotation of a GenBank genome assembly.
CCGAGCACAUUUUCAAAAGUGUUCGAUACAAUCUGACCUUGAAAUGUCUGUAUAGUUGUAAUAGUCAGAAGAGAACACUUUACACAUUAUACACCAUCUGCACAUCACUUUGUCUUGGAACCGUCUUCUGUUGGCACAAAUGUCAGCUGGUGUGGAUUUUGUCCAGUACUUUAAAGAUAUUCCAAACUCUUUUGACGACGUGUCUUGUCCAUUGAAUCAGUUUGAAACAUUUUCCGAUAGACCUGAGCUGCAUCAAACUCUCGCUCAUGCUGAGCUCAUAGUUUGUCGGAUUCGAGCUUAUUAUAACCUCAUUCAAGAAAUUUGUAGUCAGUCGGUUAAUACUGGUGAGGCAUUUUCCUCUUCUCUCUUCAAAUUGGCUAAAUGUAUUGGUUUGGGUUUCGAUCAAAAACAGUUAUGGACCUCCAAUACAAACCUGACCAGUGAAUGGGAUCAGUCUAAUGCGGAAAAGAUACUUAAUCAUGCUGCUAACCUUAUGAAUCUAUUUGCUAAAAAAACUAGAAAGUUAGCAACAAAAAUAUCAGAUAUUGAAAACAUUUUGACAAAAAGUAAUGAUAACCUAAACAAACUGCACGAUCUUCGGUCAAACUUUCAAAGUGCUCAUGAAAACUUAGAAAGUGCUAUAAAUCGUGCCGCUUCUGCGAAUCCUGUUCGGUCCGUAGAUUUACACACAUUUGACAAUCAAGUCAAAAAAGCUCAGGAAGUCUAUCAGACCUCGGCAACACUUUAUCUAUCUCAUAUUCGUCAAAUUAUUGGACCCAACUAUAUUGUCUCAUAUUUACGACUGAUUAUUUUAGCAUUGUCUGUCCAGCAAUCUUAUUCCGAGCAAGUGAAUUCAAUAUUUAACAUUUCUAAUAAAACAAAUACUCUCACCUCUUCAAUGUUAGUUAGCGAGCUCAAGAAUCUAGUAGCUAAUAUUGAAAAGAAAUCAGCUGUCGAUGUCUCUAGUGAUACUAAAGCAGCUAAAACUUCAUUUGGCACGAAGAAAGAUACAGCAGACCUGAAUAAUUCCUUAAAUACUCGACUAGAGGGUUAUUUAUUCAAGAGGAGUGGAAAGAAAGGUUGGCGUACAUGGGUUCGUCGUUGGUUCCGUGUAAAUGAUAAUCAGUUAAUGUACUGUAAGCGCUUUCCUGGGUUAACGUCUACAGAUCUUCAGUCUGCAAGUGACGCUGUAUUGACAGAGCUUAAUCAGAAAGUGAAUAUGUCAACAUCGUCUGCCAAUCGAUUAACAAACGGACCAUCAGUCAAUACUCAACCUGAAAAUAAUUUCCUAACGCAAUUGACUAGUCAAGCUGCUCCACAGUGGAUUAUUUUGGAGAACAACCUUAGGUUUUGUACAGCUCGCGUUGUUCAACCAAAUAAACGGCUGACAACUGGAGACAAACAAAUGAAUUUAUUACAUCAUAUUACGGAUCGUCGUUUUGUCUUUGAACUAGUAUCUUCAGGGCAUAAAACAUAUUAUUUACAGGCUGGUAGUGCUGAUGAAUUAAAUCUGUGGGUGAAUACUCUGCGCUCUGGUUUCCAUGAUCUCUGCCAGACUGAUUUGCAGCGUAUCACUAACGAUUCACUUAAUUUAUCACGUUCACGUAGUCCAACACAAAUCAGCUUAGACUUUUCCAAUAGUCCUUCAGUUAGCUCCGCAUCUGGUUUCCUUACUAGUCGCACGAAUGAUCCUUGCGCACAAGCCUCUCAGUCGUCACUUCCAGACUAUGAUGCGCUAAAAAACAAGAGUGGGGUUUUAUUAUGGCGUGAACCUGAUUUAGCUGGAAAUCGUUUUUGUGCUGAUUGUGGUGAUGGAGAUGCGAAAUGGGCUAGCAUUAAUUUAGGUGUGACGCUGUGUACUCUAUGUGCUGCAGUUCACAGAAGUCUAGGUGUUCAUAUCUCUAAGGUUCGAUCACUAACUUUGGAUAACUGGCAACCGGAAUUAUUACACGUUAUGCUAAAUUUAGGCAAUAAAUUUGUGAAUGAGAUUUUUGAAGCGAAUCGGAAUAUUUAUACUGCAUCAGAGUUUCCCCGUAUAUCAACGACAACACCAUUCGAACAACGCAAAGCCUUUAUUGAAGCUAAAUGGGUUCGUUUGAAGUUUGCUCGUCUCCCAAUACCUAGUAGAGGAGCAUCUGAUUCUACAGAAGCUACCCGGUGGAUUAAACAGUUGUACGAUAAUUGGAUUCAAGCACGUGCUGAGACACGUUAUAAUUUUCCUGAACUUAUCUGUCAUCCUGUUUCGUCGUCUUCAUUGGCAUCAAUCCCAGAAUCGAAUAGCUUAGAUAAAAAAUUAAAUCGACACAAUGCAUAUCGUUAUGCUAUUCUAGAUCAAUUAAUAAAUGUCAUCAAGACUCUGUAUGAAAAGCACAAGUUGAACACAAAAAGUCGAUCGAAGACACUAUUUCACUCUGCUGAACAGAAAAAGGCUGCGGAGAAUUUAGUUUGUUUUGGUGCUCGUCUUGGUUGUCCACUUCUUAUUUUAUCCGGUCUAGCUGGAGGUGCUACUCCAGAGGUAAAAAUGAAACUUGGUGAAUCAUCUGUCAGUUAUCCGGCGUUGAUAUUAGCAUCACGCAUUGGUUCUAUAGCAGCUAGUGAAUUUCUUCUAUUAAAUGGAGCAGAUAUUGAUGUAAAAGAUGAUCAUGGUCGGACGGCACUUCAUCAUGCCUGUCGUUUUGGCCGAGUGCAUCUAGUUUGUCUGCUAUUACGACGUCGAGCCAAUCAGAUGAUUUCAGAUGAUGAUGGAAAAUUACCACUGGAUUUUGCGUUAGAAUUAGCCAAUGCUGAUAUUGUAACACUGUUGCGAUUACAACGCUUAAAUGAUACUGCCAAGAACUCUGAUAUGGCGUUGAACGAUGAAACAGUCAGCGAUGUAUUUCAUGAUUUCACGUCACGUACAUAUUACUUAAACUGUGAUGAUUAUAAUGAUGAUGGUGCAAAUGAUGACGAUGAUACAGUUCGUCUUAGUCGUGAAUUGUAUGAUCCAUCUUUCUCAAAGUAUACUACUGAUAGAGUUGUUAAAAUUCGACCAAAUUAUCAAGUGGAUUCGUCGACACUCCCCAAUACUGAUAAUAAUAAUGGCAAAAGUUCUAAUGAUGGAGUGUUAAUUAUUUCUCCUACGGUGACUAUUAAAGCUAAAAUUAGUCCAGUAUCUACUGCUGUUGAUGUUCGACGACGACGGGAUCGAAAAUAAUCAACAUAUUACUUCUUUUUUAAUUCUCUUGCCAACUGAUCAUCAAUUGGAUAUGCUUUCUAGGCGUAUUUCUUUCUUUUUCUUCUAAACACUUACUCUGUAAGAUAUAUACAUUUUAUCUUAUAGAUGCUCCAAUGUAUACUGAUAAUUUAUUUAUUUAUUUACAGUGAUUUCUUAAAAGUUAUUUUCAUUAUUAUUAUUAUUAUUAUUAUUAUUUAUUUGUUAUUAUUUUUCUUGAAUUUCAUUUGAUUACAGUGUGUUAUUUUUGUUAUCUAGGGUUUUUGUGAAACACUACCUAUAUAAUCCUAUAUACAUAAUACUUCAUUGUUCACAGGCAACAGUUAAGUGGUGCUGUUCUUCUCUGAAUGCCUAUAAAUGGUAUAAUAGGAAUUUUAUUUUAGCCUAUAAUUAUUAUGCCUUCAGCAAUUCCAUUUUGAGGAAAGAAGAAAACAACAUUUCGCUCCGACUAGAUCAUGUUUGUAUUUUCUAUAGAGUAUUCUAACACUAGUGGAUUAUGAUUACCUUGCAAGUGCCUAUUUGAUUGUACUAUUGUGUAUUUUGUUUGUUAUGACUCCCCUCUAGUUUAUACUGUGUUUCUUUUGUAGCAAUUUUGUUUUAAUUGCUUUUUCCGCAUUGUAUAUGGAAACAGAAUUUUCUAGUAUAUCUAUUUUUAUUUUAGCUAAAGUUGUGCGUCGGUGGCACAGUGGUUAGGACUCUCGCCGACCAUGCACAUGGUCCAGGGUUCGAGCCCGCACCGACGCACAUCUGAUAUCUAUGGUCGGCCUGCAAAAUUUGGGCUACCGAUAUCCAUGCUGAAAAUUCCAUACUUGUACCAAAAAUACAGUGUGGAAUCUAGCUGUAAAUCAAAAAAAAAAAAUUAUUAUUGUUAAACUUUAAGAUAGUGGCAUAAAUUUGACAUACUCCUGGA